AUGGCAGAGUCCUCAACAGGCUGGUGGAAGCUCACUUUCCUCAGGAAAAAGAAAUCCCAGCCAAAGGUUUUGUAUGAAAUCCCUCAAGAGUUUGUGUCCAACUCAGCCACCGGUCAGCACGGCUGCAGCGCAGCCUCAGGAGCUGCAACCCAAACAGAAGACCCAGAAUUGGAAGCCCGACUGGGGAGGAUCGUGGAUAAGACGACAGCCAGUAAGGGGCGCCAUGUCAAGGUGUCACACUCUGGGAGGUUUAAGGAGAAGAAAAGAGUGCGAACCAUACUGGCAGAAAACCCAGACAUGUUUCCUGGAAGCGGCCCUGCCACAGAUGAGAACCAGAGGGCUGAGAGGGGAGAAGACAGUUAG
Archocentrus centrarchus (flier cichlid) is the source of this 363-nucleotide messenger RNA. RefSeq names its product proline-rich protein 15-like protein A. The transcript has a single exon. NCBI's taxonomy places the organism in Eukaryota, Metazoa, Chordata, Actinopteri, Cichliformes, Cichlidae. The coding region runs from base 1 to 363 and encodes 120 amino acids. The record is from RefSeq and is a predicted model, not a curated record.